Messenger RNA from Bufo bufo (common toad), 1728 nucleotides. RefSeq names its product cadherin-20. Gene Ontology annotation, molecular function: cadherin binding; calcium ion binding. Bases 22 to 1728 code for a protein of 568 amino acids. NCBI's taxonomy places the organism in Eukaryota, Metazoa, Chordata, Amphibia, Anura, Bufonidae. The record is from RefSeq and is a predicted model, not a curated record. Gene Ontology annotation, biological process: adherens junction organization; cell-cell junction assembly; homophilic cell-cell adhesion. Gene Ontology annotation, cellular component: plasma membrane; catenin complex; adherens junction. The transcript has 8 exons.
AUUAGAACAGCUUUAACAAACAUGGACCGAGAAGCAAAAGAGUAUUACGAAGUGAUUAUCCAGGCCAAAGACAUGGGUGGACAGCUGGGGGGAUUAGCUGGAACGACCACGGUUAAUAUCACUCUCAGUGAUGUGAAUGACAAUCCACCCAGAUUUCCUCAAAAACACUACCAAAUGACCGUUUUAGAAUCAUCACCUGUAAACUCAACUGUUGGAAGAGUUCUAGCAAUGGACUUAGAUGAAGGAGUAAAUGCAGAAAUGAAAUACACCAUUAUAGAUGGAGAUGGACCUGAGAUGUUUGAUGUUUCAACAGACCCAAUAUACCAAGUUGGAGUAAUCACUGUUAAAAAGCCAUUGGACUUUGAAAGCAAAAAAAGCUACAUCCUGAAAAUUGAAGGUUCAAACCCACACAUUGAAGUACGUUUUUCUAACCUGGGUCCAUUUCGCGACACCACAACCCUGCACAUUAGUGUUGAAGAUGUGGAUGAGCCUCCUGUGUUUGAAUCUAGUCAUUAUUUUGUGGAAGUCUCAGAAAAUGUAGAUAUUGGUACAACAAUACAGAUUGUUUCUGCCAGGGAUCCAGACGCAACUAAUAACUCAGUCAGGUAUUCUAUUGACAGGAACAGUGAUCCUGGAAGAUAUUUCUAUGUUGAUAUUACCACAGGAGCACUGAUGACAGCAAGGCCUUUAGAUAGGGAAGACGUCGCUUGGCAUAAUCUCACACUCUUAGCAAUGGAGAUGAAUAACGCCGCACAGGUUGGAAGUGUUCCUGUCACCAUAAAAAUCCUCGAUGUUAAUGACAAUUCUCCAGUCUUCACCAAAUUUUUUGAGACAUUCAUGUGUGAAAAUGCAAAGGCUGGACAGCUGAUUCAGACAGUGAGCGCGAUAGAUCACGAUGAUCCUCCAGAGGGUCAACGUAUAUACUAUAGCCUGGCUCCUGAAGCUGCUAAUAAUCCAAAUUUCACAUUACGGGAUAAUCAAGAUAACACAGCCUGGAUCUUGGCCCGAAAAUCUGGCUUCAAACAAACUGAGCAGAACAUCUUUUACAUCCCAAUCUUAAUAGCAGACAAUGGGCAACCGAUACUGAGCAGUACUGGUACUCUGACGAUACAAGUCUGCAGUUGUAAUGAAGAAGGUGAUAUAAUGUCCUGUAGUGCAGAACCAUACACCUUACCCAUAAGCCUCAGCAGGGGUGCACUGAUUGCUAUCCUUGCCUGCAUUUUUGUAUUAUUAGUAUUAGUCCUGCUUAUUUUAUCCAUGAGAAGACAAAGAAAGCAGCCAUACACUAUUGAUGAGGAGGACAACGUUCAUGAGAACAUUGUCAGAUAUGAUGAUGAAGGAGGGGGAGAAGAAGACACUGAAGCAUUUGAUAUUGCAACCCUAUGGAGUUCAAGGGAGGCACAUGUUGGAAAAAGUAGACAGGACAUGCAGCCAGAGAUUGAGAGCCUGUCCCGUUAUGUGCCUCAGACGUGUGUCAUGGACAAUAAUGUACACAGCUACAUGUUGGCUAAGCUCUUUGAAGCGGAUACAGAUGUUUCUGCACCUCCAUUUGACUCUCUUCAAACAUAUAUGUUUGAAGGAGACGGAUCAGUUGCUCAGUCUUUAAGCUCAUUACAGUCAUUCAGUACAGACUCUGAGCAGAGCUAUGACUACCUUAAUGACUGGGGACCUCGGUUUAAAAAGCUUGCUGAGAUGUAUGGUGCCAAGGAUAGCAAUGCAUCAUUGUGA